This is a messenger RNA of Scatophagus argus, 2411 nucleotides long. RefSeq names its product CDK5 regulatory subunit associated protein 1-like 1 (gene cdkal1). The record is from RefSeq and is a predicted model, not a curated record. Lineage: Eukaryota; Metazoa; Chordata; Actinopteri; Scatophagidae. Gene Ontology annotation, molecular function: 4 iron, 4 sulfur cluster binding; tRNA (N(6)-L-threonylcarbamoyladenosine(37)-C(2))-methylthiotransferase activity. Gene Ontology annotation, biological process: tRNA methylthiolation. The transcript has 15 exons. Gene Ontology annotation, cellular component: endoplasmic reticulum. Bases 187 to 1878 code for a protein of 563 amino acids.
UGUGUAAAGCACACGUGUCUAGUUUGUCCCUCUUUACCCGCCGUCACUACGCACUAAGUAUGGCGGCCUAUGAGUUGUGACAAGUGUUUGGGUUGUUUAAACAUCAUUAUUUUUCAUUUCUGAAACAGCUUUUCCUCGGAAUUCGUAUUUAGCUGCACUAAUAACCACAUCGCGACUCAGGCCAUCAUGCCGUCCGCCUGUGAUCCUCUGAUUGACGACAUUGAGGACAUGGUGUCUUCUAGCGACCCCACUCCUCACGAAAGACAGUCUGCUAGAAAGAGUAUCAUACCGAGGUCGAGGAAGAAAAAAGAUUUGAGCCAAGAGGAGCUUCAUGCUGACAGUUUGAUUCCUGGCACCCAAAAAAUCUGGAUGAAAACUUGGGGCUGCAGUCAUAACAACUCCGAUGGGGAGUACAUGGCUGGGCAGCUAGCUGCCAGUGGAUACAAGAUGACUGAUGACCCAACAGAGGCAGACCUGUGGUUGCUCAACAGCUGCACUGUGAAAAACCCUGCAGAAGACCACUUCAGGAACUCAAUCAAAAAAGCCCAGGACCAGCAUAAAAAGGUGGUAGUAGCAGGUUGUGUUCCCCAGGCCCAGCCACGGAUGGACUACCUCAAAGGACUCAGCAUCAUUGGGGUCCAACAGAUUGAUCGAGUGGUGGAAGUGGUGGACGAGGCAGUUAAAGGCCACUCUGUUCGUCUGUUGGGUCAGAAGAAAGAUGGAAGUCGGAGGCUCGGAGGAGCUAGACUGGACCUGCCCAAGAUCAGGAAGAACCCACUGAUUGAAAUCAUCUCUAUUAACACUGGGUGUCUGAAUGCGUGUACCUACUGUAAGACGAAGCAUGCCAGAGGAGACUUGGCCAGCUAUCCCAUUGAGGAGCUGGUAGAGAGAGCCAGACAGUCUUUCCAGGAGGGAGUUUGUGAGAUCUGGUUGACCAGCGAGGACACAGGAGCUUAUGGCAGAGACAUAGGUACAGACUUGCCCACGUUGCUGUGGAGACUGGUAGAGGAGAUUCCUGAAGGGGCCAUGCUGAGGCUGGGUAUGACCAACCCACCAUAUAUCCUGGAACAUCUCGAGGAGAUGGCUAAGAUAUUGAAUCAUCCACGUGUCUAUGCCUUCCUUCAUGUUCCUGUGCAGUCAGCCUCAGACAGCGUCCUGAUGGACAUGAAGAGAGAGUAUUGCAUCGAUGACUUCAAAAGAGUGGUGGACUUCCUCAAAGAGAGGGUCCCAGGUGUUACCAUUGCUACAGAUAUAAUCUGCGGUUUUCCUGGUGAGACAGAGGAAGACUUCCAAGAGACAGUCGACUUGGUGAAACUCUAUCGAUUCCCAAGUCUCUUCAUCAACCAGUUCUACCCCAGACCCGGUACACCUGCUGCUAAGAUGGAGCAAGUGCCAGCACACAUGAAGAAGCAGAGGACUAAAGAGCUGUCACAGCUCUUCCACUCUUACAACCCCUAUGACCACAAGAUAGGGGAGAGACAACAUGUGUUGGUCACGGAGGAGUCAUUUGAUGCCCAAUACUACGUGGCUCACAACAAGUUCUACGAACAGGUAUUGGUACCUAAGAGGGCUGAGUUCAAAGGGAAGAUGAUUGAAGUGGACAUCUACGAGGCAGGAAAACACUUCAUGAAAGGCCGACCAGUAGAGGACACCAAGCCCUUCACUCCCUCCAUUGCUGCACCACUUCAGAAAGGAGAGGUGUCUGGCCUGACGCAGGAACAAAUGGCCAAUGGUGUCCAAGGUCCUGCUCCUGCGCCUUCUUCGUCUGUUUUGUUGAUUGGAUCUUACAGUCUGGACAGGGAAGAACUGAAGAGGCUUGGAAUUGGGUUCGUUCUGGUAGCAGUCAUCUUGGCCUUCAUUGUGGAGAAAUUGUACUGAUGGAGCACCUGCAAGCUGGAAGAAGAAAGGAGAGGACGGUGACAUCACAGGAGCAGACAGUGUGUUGGAAACAGGUAUGCAAGCGAUGAAGAAGUGUCGUCGGAUCCCCUGUCGUUCAGUUAUAAAUGACCCCAAAGGACAAAAAGACAAAUUCAGUGACACCCACCCGGUCAAGGAUUUUUUAAUGUUCUGUGAUGUACAUCUUGGUUUUUAGUACAGUUGCAUUUUUACUUUUUAAUUAGUUAUCGCCCUGUCUUUCUCUGUCAGUGCAGUAAGAAAAAGCUCAUUGGCAGGCAUCAGUCACCCCAGACCUCUGCUAACUCUUUUGACACAAGCCUUUUUAUUUUUCAGGUUACACCCGUGUUAUACUAGAUUUAUUUAGAAUAUAUUUCAAAUACAGAUUCAUUUUUUUCAAUUUUUAUAAUGAGAGGUGAACAUUUUCAGAAGUGUUUCAGGAAAAUGCUCUGCUCUGUAUGUUGUUCACUGAUGGCUGCAGCCUGACAUUGUCCUGGUAAAUAAAUGUUUUGAGUGAU